Messenger RNA from Hermetia illucens (black soldier fly), 1243 nucleotides. RefSeq names its product dentin sialophosphoprotein-like. Lineage: Eukaryota; Metazoa; Arthropoda; Insecta; Diptera; Stratiomyidae. The transcript has 2 exons. Bases 159 to 1202 code for a protein of 347 amino acids. The record is from RefSeq and is a predicted model, not a curated record.
UACCGUUUCUAUUUGCAUUUUUUUUUAACUGGACGAAUAAAGGAGGCAUCGACAAUUGUUCAAAUAGAUUUGGAAAAUUGGAACAUAUAAAAGCGCGAGCAAUUAUUCGAUUUAUAGAAAGAGUUUGGCUUCAUUGGUUAGACAUAUUCAUUCUAAAGAUGAAGUCCUUACCGUUUAUUAUUUUGGCUUUGGCCUUAUUUUUACCAACUAUUUGGUCGGCAUCUAUUCUCGAUUUCGAUGAUAAAUUAGCGUUAAUUCGGAAAAGGCGAUCAGGGGAAGACGAUGGCGGUAGUGCUGACGUCGUCGACAAUCCUGACGCCGAUGACGCCGAUGACGCCGAUGACGCCGAUGACGCCAAUGACACCAAUGACACCAAUGACACCAAUGACACCAAUGACACCAAUGACACCAAUGACACCAAUGACACCAAUGACACCAAUGACACCAAUGACACCAAUGACACCAAUGACACCAAUGACACCAAUGACACCAAUGACACCAAUGACACCAAUGACACCAAUGACACCAAUGACGCCAAUGACACCAAUGACACCAAUGACACCAAUGACACCAAUGACACCAAUGACACCAAUGACACCAAUGACACCAGUGACACCAAUGACGCCAAUGACGCCAAUGACACCAAUGACACCAAUGACACCAAUGACACCAAUGACACCAAUGACACCAAUGACGCCAAUGACACCAAUGACGCCAAUGACACCAAUGAUACCAAUGACGCCAACGCUGGCGGCGGCAGCACGGGGGGCGGCAGCACUGACGUUGGCAGCAACGGCGGCGGCAGCACUGACGGCGGAAAUACUGCCGGGAACAACGGCGCCGGCAACAGUGGCGAUGGCAUCAGUAACAAUACUGACGGCGAUUCAGGCAGUAUCUCUGGAAAUGGCGGAAAUUCUGGUGCAAAUUCUAAUAACAAUGCCGCUCGUCUCCGUCGGGCUCAAAGACUUCGGCGACUUCGGCGACUUCGACGACAGCAAGCACUCCGGCGUCGCCAACGGGCAGCGCGUGCACGCAGGGCUCGUAGAGCCCGCAAACUCCGUAACAAAAGGCGGCGAAAUCGCCAACGAAGGCUACGUAAUCGACGUAGGCGCAACCGCCGUAUUCGCAACCGUCGGAAUCGCAAUCGCAGAAAUCGCAAUCGACGCAAUCGCAACCGCGGAAAUAGAAAUCAACGUGGUUAAAUCUCUGCAAAAUGGUCUGGCAUUUCUAAAUAAAUAGUAAA